UCGGCUCGCGGCGGCGCCUCGGUCAGACUCGCGGCUCAGAGGAGAGUUCGGCUCCACUCUUGGAUUUUCCUCUUCCCCGUCGAGGCAGACCGCAACUGAAACCCGGAUUUUACGGCUGUCGGGAAGAACUCUUGCCGACGGGGAGGACGCUGAGCGACGUAGAGGAGGAUCGUUUGCUGUCUGAAAUCCCCCUGUGGCUUUGAAACAAAGAGAACUGCACUGUUACUUUCAGAUUGUUGGAGGCAGUUUGGAGUGACAAACUCUUGCCAGGGAGUUCUGUGAACCACGGAUUGUAACGAACACUUGAACAACACAUCAAGGGUGAAGUUGGUUCCAGCGUUUGGUACUUUCUGCUCCGCCAACUAGAACUCCAUGGCGACCAUUUUAGAACUUUGAGCCGUCCAUGUUUCUUUGGUGAUUUGGAGUUCGCCCAGUGGUCUGCAGCCCCUUCUGUGCCCUGUAGCUACAUGGAGGGUUUUCCUGUCCUGACCUAACAGGCUGCCACACAGACCAGCAGCCAUGUCGGCCUGCAGCACCUUUACUGAGCAUGUGUGGAAACCAGGCGAGUGCAAGAACUGUUUCAAACCCAAGAGUCUGCACUGUCUGGCUCAAACUGGUGUGGGCAAGCUGCCUCCUGAACAGAGGCUCACAUCAAAUCAGCCCCAGAAUCCACCCCCUUGUGGGACCAAAGCAAACCCUAAUCUCAACAGCAGCUCCCAGAGGGCUGGAAGUGGAACGGCACGCUCAGGAAACUUCCGUCCACCAGUGGCCAAGAAACCAACAAUUGCUGUUAAGCCCACCAUGAUGGUGCACUCCUCCUCACCUGGGCUGGAUUCAGAUGGGAACCUGCAGCAACCAACAAAUUUAAUAAAACAAAGCAAAACAUCAGCUGUUUCAGUCCGCAAUCGCAAUGGGCUGGUUAGUAAGAGGCCUGGUGAACCAAACAACAACAAUGAAGGUGAAGACAGCACUGAUGGAAUUGUUGGUUAUGGACCAAUGAGUCCAAGAACACCCAGUGGAAAUAACAACAGUGGCCUAGCAGAUGUCCUUAAGGAGAUUGCUGGUUUGGGCUCCAGCCCUACUGACUUAUCUGGAUCCAAGGACUUAUUUAUGGGACGAAUCAGCAGUUCAUAUAGAAGGUCUUUGGAGAGGGGUCUUCCGGCCUCUAGCUGUCUGGCUAUUGGAAGCAGCGUUAGUACAUCUCAAAAACGCGUUUCUCUAAGUGAAAGUGCAAAGGUCAUUAGUACAGAGGGGGGUCGCUUCUGCUAUCCAGAGUUUUCCAGUGAAGACGAUUAUGAUGACGAUGAGGAUGAAGACGACGACGAUGAAGAUACUGAAAAAAAUGACAACGAACAUGAAAGCUGGGAUGAAAGUGACGAGGAGUUACUCGCCAUGGAGAUCCGUAUGCGAGGACAACCACGAUUCGCAAAUUUCCGCGCUGCAACUUUGUCCCCCGUGCCCUUUGCGGCAGGAAAAAAAUGGAACACCGUGCCGCUGCGUAAUCGCUCCCUGCAACGGAUUUGUGCUGUGGAUUAUGAUGACAGCUACGACGAGAUCUUAAAUGCCUAUCCCUCUGUGAACUCGAAUGGAGGUCUGCUUCCCUACGAACCUUGUGAAACUCAAAACAGUCCUUUUAUGUCAAAUUCAGAGUCCACCACAUCUCCAGAGUCUUCGUCGUCCCUUCCAGAGGAUUCCCAAACAACCUCCAGCAGUGGGAGCAGUGCCAACUGUGUCCUCAAGAACAGAAUCAAUUCACCCACGCCUUCUAAGGCGCCUAUCCUCUGUACUUCGUCUUCAAACCAAGAGACUGUUAUUGUUCCAACCAGCCCACUUAAAGUUGCUGAAACACACAAGGCUGUCCUCGCCAUAAGGUUAGAGGAUCAGGAAGGCAGGGAGCGCAUGCCGAUGCCCCAAGCUCUUCCAGGUCAACCAGUCACUAUAAGUUUUAGUCCCACUGAGGAGCAAGCUAAACCGUAUCGUGUGGUCAAUCUGGAAAAAUCAAUGAUAUGUAAGCCGUACACUGUAGUAGAUGUGUCUGCAUCCAUGGCUAAUAAAGAUGAACAGACUACAGAUUCUUCACUGCAAUCCAGAAACUUUUCAAAGCCCUCCAGCCCUUUGUUAUUCUGCAGCACUCCUGUAACCCAGCUGUCCUCUCCAAAGUCUCCUCUUUCCUCAUCCCCUUCUAUAAUUCCAACAUCGCCUACAUCAGUGGCUCCAUCUCCCCAAAAGAAAACUGGAAUCAUACGCUACCAGGAGGUGUGGACAUCAAGUACAAGUCCUCGCCAAAAGAUCCCUAAAGUUGAUUUGGGAACUGGAAAUAAUUCUGGGCCUUCUGUUACAACUCAGUUUUGCAGUCACAAGUCCGCCCCCACUUCUCCUAUUGCCGGGUUGUCCUCCUCCCGAACGGUGCCUGUAAAAUCCCCCAAUUUAUCAGAGAUCAAGUUCAACAGUUUCAACAAUGCGGGGAUGCCUCCUUUUCCGAUUAUCAUUCGAGAUGAGCCGGCCUACGCCCGCAGCUCCAAGAAUGCCGUCAAGGUGCCAAUAGUUAUCAAUCCGAGUGCGUAUGACAACCUCGCUGUGUACAAGAGCUUCUUGGGACUCCACGGUGAGCUGGGACAGGCAAAAGGAGCUGGUGGCAGGGUGACCAGCCACACCUAUGAGGAAAUUGGGUCCUCUGAGAGCGUCCAGUCUUCCUCAACGGAGAGAUCUUUCUCUGGUAGAGGCACAUCAGAACGAACCUCAUUCGAGGAGCCAAAAUGUGCACCUGACUUAUUAUCAAAAGCAUCAAAUCUGCAAUCCAGAACCACUACAGAGUCUAGCACUGUGAUGAGCUCCAUGACAGGGCCCUUAUCUCUCACUACUUCAACAAACACUCUUGUUACUAUUACAGAAGACCGUACUAAAUCCAGUCCGACUGUUACCCAUACAACAGGUACGACAAGUGAAGAUGCUAGUGGCAUUAAAGAAGAUGAUAAAGACCAAUCGUUUCCCUCUAGAUCAGUGGGAAGCCACAGGGAGGAGGCCAGUGCUGUACUGUCACAGAUCGUGGCCUCCAUCCACCCUCCAAAAUCCCCUCCCGAGUCACCCUCGACAUAUGAUAAUUCCUCCACGUCUGAUGAACUAUACGCCCUACCACCUGACGCCAUAAAGGAGACUCUUAAUCGGCCUAAGUCUCUCUUUUCCACCACUGAUGGUUCCCUCUCCAAACCAAAGGACAAUCCUUCAAAAGUUCUAUCUAAGUCCCAGAGUGCUUCUGCUGCUGUUCCCCUCUCCUGUCCUCGAUCAGAGCCUAACGCCCCUUUCCCUCCUCCAAGAUCGACAUCUUCCCCCUACCAUGCCUCCAACAUACUCCAAAGACAUUUCAGCAAUUGGACUAAGGCCGUUGCGUCUAGUUCACCAGUGCAACACAUAGAAGGUGAAGCAAACCCUGCUGGAGAAGGAAAGCGUGUCACAACCGAAGGCUCCAAACCCAAACGCUGGAUCUCCUUCAAGAGUUUUUUCCGUCGAAGGAAAGAUGAAGACGAGCAGAAGGAGAAAGCGGAAAAGGACAAGAAAGGCAAGCUGCUUGGACUCGACGGUACCGUUAUCCACGUUCUUCCACCGCCACCUGCUCAGCACCAAAACUGGUUCACUGAGGCCAAACCAGAGGACCCUAGCCAGAAGCCAACUAUUAUAUUCACAUACAAACCAGAUGCUGGCAGCAGCCCCUGUGAAGGAGAAGGACAAGUACAAGUAGAAGGAAGCAUAAACAAUGACCUGCUUGCACAAGAUGGGGAGGAUAAACCAAAACAGACGCAGUCCUCAGAGACUGUUGGAGGAGACUUCAUCAGUAAAGACCUCAGCCAGCUACCAGUAAGCAGCAGCAGAGAUCGGGAGCUGCCUACGAUCACCCCCCUGCCCCCCAAAGUGAAUCUGGGCCUUGUGUUUGGGGAGCGAGAGGAGGCCUUCGCCAACCUGAUCAUCAGGGCCGCUUCAGCCAGCGAGGGCAGCGCCAGCUUUGGGGAGCCCGAGGAGGAUGGCACUCGCUCACACCGCUCCGCCUCCCCCUCUUCCAGCCAGUGCAGCGCCACCUACAGCAACCUAGGUCAGUCCCGAGCUAACAUGAUCCCACUGAAACAGCCGCGGAACAUCAAAGCGUCCAAUGACACCUUGACCUCCAUCGACUUUGAAGGCUCAGCGGAGCAGCCGCAGCCUAAAGCCACGCCCCCGCCGCUGCCCAAGAAAGUUCCUCGCUCCGUCACUGAACCCAGCCUGGCAGCUCUCAAACCUCGGGCUGAGGCCAAACCAGGCGGCACCAACCUGAGCGUGGCCAACCCUCUCUAUGACCUGGACUCCACCUGGGAGACGGCGAGCCAGAGCUCGUCUCACAGCUCGGAGCCUCAUCGAGCUCAGGGCCAGGAGAGCGGCGACUCUUUGGAGAGACCCUCAGCUGUUACAUCUGCCGACAAGACAAACAGUGCUUCCUCCCUGGCCUCCCAGCCUGCUGCCCCGAGCGUCACCUCUGGCAGAGAGAAGAAAGUCUUCCUGAGCACAGAGUCUCUGGGUGAGAGAGGUCAGGCCUCAGGUCGAGGUCCUGCUGGAGCAGCGAGCUCCAAACCACAGAUUCCUGGUCUGUAUAAGGGACUGGACAGCUGGGAUGAGGUCGUGGGGAGGAUCCGGGGGCUCCACAUGGACACGCUGCGGAAGCUGGCGUCCAAAUGUGAGGACCGUUUCAUGGCCGGCCAAAAAGAUCACUUAAGAUUCGGCACAGACAGCUGGUCCCACUUCAGACUGACCACCGGCAAACCUUGCUGCGAGGCGGGAGACGCCGUUUACUACACCGCUUCUUAUGCCAAGGACCCGCUGGUCAACUACGCCAUCAAAGUGGUGCAGAUCUGCCGGAGCCACAUGAAAGAGACCCAGCAGCAGUUCUUCCACAGUCUCGCUGUGCGGCAAAGCCUGCCGCUCCAUUUCAACAUCCAGCAGGACUGCGGACACUUCCUGGCAGAUGUCCCGACCCGUCUGCUGCCCUGGGAGGAGGAAGACGAGGGGGAAGAAGUGAAGAGGGAUGCAGAAGGACUGACAGAAACGGAGAAAGACCUGAACACAAAACUGACCGACUCUUCCCCAAACGGUAAACUAGGAGAGAGCGCGGCACCGGCGGCUACGACGGUGGGCCGCUUGAGAAGCCGCGUGGUGGUGAUCACACGCGAGGUGCCUUUCCAGACAGUGGCCGACUUUGUCAGAGAUGGCGCCGCCAGGCAUGCCCAGAACCCGGAGCUGUACGAGCGUCAGGUCUGCCUGCUGCUGCUGCAGCUGUGCUGCGGCCUGGAGCACAUGAAGCCUUUCCACGUGACCCACUGCGACCUGCGCAUGGAGAACCUGCUGCUGGUCCACUGCCAGCCAGGGAACCUCUGGAACCUGGACUUACUCGAGCCCAACAACAACAGCAGCAGCAGUUCGGGCGCCACUUCCUCCAACGCCACCUGCCCCGCCCGCCUCAUCAUCAGCAACUUCUCCCAGGCGAAGCAGAAAAGCAGCCUGAUGGUGUCAGAUCCCGGGACGCUGCGGGAUCAGUCCAGGUUGGCACCCGAAAUCAUCACGGCGACACAAUAUCGGAAAUGCGACGAGUUCCAGACUGGGAUUCUCAUCUAUGAGAUGCUGCACCGCCCCAACCCGUUUGAGGAGACGCCCCAGCUGAAGGAGAAGGAGUACACGUGGGCGGACCUGCCGGCGCUCCCCGUCAGGUCGCUGUACUCGCAGGGCCUGCAGCAGCUGGCCCGGCUACUGCUCACCGUCAACCCCUCCGAGAGGAUCCGCAUGUCCGAAGCCCGAGCCUGCCUGCAGUGCCUGCUCUGGGGCCCCCGAGAAGACCUGUUUCAGGCCUUGGGCUGCAGCAGCGCCGGCCCCAUGUCGGGGGCCGCGGCCAGCCAUCAUGAAGCCACGCUGCAGAACUGGCUGGACCUGAAGCGGACGCUGAUGAUGAUCAAGUUUGCCGAGCGCUCACUGGACUCGGCCUGCAGCGUGAGCCUGGAAGACUGGCUGUGCUGCCAGUAUCUGGCGUUUGCCACCACAGACAGCCUGAGCCGGGUGGUGCACAUCCUGCAGCAGCGCACGCCACCGCACAACCAGAACCAAACCAAAACACAACCCGCAAACCCCCUCCACCUGGCUCCACCACAGCCUCUCUGAGCUCCUGCACUUCGCUGUUCCCAUAGCAACAGAUCCAGAUUGGUGAAGUGAUGCUGGUGGCGGCUUUGUUGUUGCAGCAGCCACAGUGCUCCCAUGACAGCUGCAUGUUUACCCAUCAGGCCUCAGUGACAGAGCCAACAUCCAUCAGGAAGAAAAUAUCUCUAACUUUAGGGAGGAGGGAUGUUUCACUUCUGAUCUCAAAAUAGUUUAAAAAGCCGCGAGAUGUUCAGGUUACUUCUCCAAUUGAUGAGCGCACACAACAUGACCUGAAAAAUAAAACAUUUGUGUCAGCAGAGGGAAAGGAAUGCAGAAAAAUCUCUGAUUUUUCAAACAUUUAAGAUUAGUUGACUUUUAAUCCCAAACUAAUGUUCUGUCGCUGAAGGCAAAUAUCAAAGCCACUUUCAUGUAGAGUCUGCAAGCAGACUGAUGAGCUCAGACGCUCUCAUCUUUUCAAAAUAAAAGAGACCCUGUGUUUGGAAUUAGCUGCUCCUGCAGCUCUCCUCUGCAGAAAACAGUGUCUGUUCUGACACAGAAGAAACAUGCGACAUAGCUGCUCAGUCUGCAGCUGCUCAGUCUGCAGCUGCUCAGACUGCUACUCCGGCUGCAGCUGCUGCUGCUCAGUCUGCUGCUGUUUAGCUUCCUUUUUGGAGUUUGUGCAAUCAAAGUAGUCAUUUUGUUUUCUCUUCCUUAAUGUAACAACACUUGGAAGGUUCUUCAUGGUUUUUUUGUUUUUUUUGACAGUGGUUUUGUACUAACCUUCUCUUACAGCUGUUUUGUGGCACAUAAAUGGAUCAUUUCAGCGGUCUCUCACAUCAAACCGGGUGAGGGUGGACGUUUGCACAGUCGGUGGAUGGAGAGCAAAGAGCAGAAAAGACAGAACAAAGUUGCUGUGAAUUUGAGGAUCUGAAAUUUGUCUUGUUUUUUUCUGACUGUCUGGACUGAAACCAACAUUUGGACAUGACUUUAUCUUCUCCAGAAACAUUUUUUUUCUACAAAUGAACCACUUUGCGUGUUUGUAGUCGGGAAGGCCUUGAAGAAAAAGGAUGAAUCCUGCCACUAGGAUCUGAAGGGUUUGACACUAAACAGAUUCAGACCAAAACAGUUACUCAUCUGGUAGUUUACAUUUUGUUUAACAAACGGUUAAAUCAUACCCUCAAGCACAGAACUGAAACUACAAGAAUAAAUGUUACUAGUUUACGUCAUUACUCGGUUUGUUUUACUGCAGAUUUGCAGCAUGAACUGGUCCACAGCGUGAAGAUAAGACAUCGUGGGGGGAGUUUGUUGUGUGCUGAGGAGUGUGUGGGUUAGCACUGGUGGCUGACCUUGUGUCCAGAGUUUUAGGCCUUUGUAUUGUAUAAAUAAAUAUAUAUAUAUAACCUUUAUUUUAAUCCACAGACUAUUUUGUCAAGUACAGAGCACCUUUCUUUCUGCCUGUAGAGUCUCAUAAUCGUUUAUCCCUGAAAGCCGUACUUGACUUUCUUCCUCCUCGCAUGUCUCGAGGAAGGGAAAGUAGUUACCACUGUCCUGCACAAGUCGAGAUCGCUCUGAGAGGAUGUUCACAUUCUGCUGCGCUCCUCAGUAUUUUUCAGCUCUGUUUAGGAGAAGAACCACUUUGACUGUGGAUUUUCAAUGCAGCAUUUAAAAAAAAGUCCAAAGUGCAUCAACUGUAUGACAGGAGGGUUUUGUCUGUUUUUAGUCGCCACUGGAGCCAAAAGCAGAGACUCUGGAAGGUGUUCCAUACAGAUGUGUGCAGUAUCUCUCCUGACUUGUUGCCUGUCAAUGUUUAGCAACUCUAACAAAACAAUAAAUUUAUGUUUUUUAUAUAU
Molecule: messenger RNA, 7997 nt
Organism: Oryzias melastigma (Indian medaka)
Lineage: Eukaryota; Metazoa; Chordata; Actinopteri; Beloniformes; Adrianichthyidae
Gene: peak1
Product: pseudopodium-enriched atypical kinase 1
Exons: 8
Coding region: 520-6171 (1883 amino acids)
Biological process (GO): protein phosphorylation
Molecular function (GO): ATP binding; protein kinase activity
Source: RefSeq, a predicted model, not a curated record